AUGGCCUUCUUCAUGUGUAUCUGCCUACUCAACUUUUUCACUGGAUCCCUCGCCUCCCCGGUCUCACCUCCAACCACCUCUCCAGCUACCCCCCUCUUCGCUUUUGACCUCUCCUGCACCGACCUCUCCACCUUCAACGACGCCAUAAUGCCGCUCCUCAACCUGACUCCCCCAAGCGGAACCCCCGAGGCCAUGAUCCCGCUCGUAGACCAGCGUCUCUCAGCUAUUGGCUCUUUCGUAUCAAGCUACCAAACCAUGAUGAAUACUUUCAAUAUGAACAACUGUGUCGGUAGCGAAUAUGCAGGCCUUCAAGUUCGCCAGACAGAUCCGCUUGACACCCUCGUGCAGGCCAUCUGUGCUAUUCUCGAGGGAACUGAUACGAGCGGAUUGCCGCAACAGGUUAUCGAUUUGAUCGACCAGGUGGAGGCAGCACUGGGCUGUUCGGCGGAGACCGUCUAA
This is a messenger RNA of Aspergillus nidulans FGSC A4, 459 nucleotides long. RefSeq lists its product as uncharacterized. Bases 1 to 459 code for a protein of 152 amino acids. The transcript has a single exon. Lineage: Eukaryota; Fungi; Ascomycota; Eurotiomycetes; Eurotiales; Aspergillaceae. The record is from RefSeq and is a predicted model, not a curated record.